CUUUUUAUACUUAAGUCUGAUGCUCAGUCGGCAGCAAGUCAACAUGGAGGUCACAGCUCUCUGCGUCACACUGUUGGUGACUGUGUUUCUGCAGCUCGGUGCACAUGCUCAGAGAGUUGAUGAAGGUUUCUGGAUCAUUCCAACCAGACUGCAGCUCUUUGAAUAUGAGCCUGUCUCCUUCAAAUGCAUCGGCUUUGAUGGCUCGACUGGGUGGAACAUUUCAAGGAAGGGCAAAACAGGAAUUUCGACUUGUGGUGUUUCCAAGUGGGGGACGUUGAUCGAGUCAUCCUGCACCAUAAGAGGUGCUUUUCAAGAUGACAGUGGAGAGUACUGGUGCGAGGCUGGAGGGGGGAAAAGAAGCAACUCUUUGAACGUCAUCAUCAGCGCUGGUUCAGUGAUCCUGGAGAGUCCUGUUAGUCCUGUGAAGGAGGGAGAUGAUGUCACUCUGAGCUGUAGAAACAAGACGACCUCCUCAACCCUCACAGCUGAUUUCUAUAAAGAUGGCCACUCCAUCGGGAGCAGUUCUACAGGAAAUGUGACCAUCAACAGUGUUUCUAAGUCUGAUGAAGGACUCUACAGGUGCAGAAUCUCUGGAGCUGGAGAGUCACCUGAGAGCUGGCUGACUGUCAGAGCACCUCACGCAGAGACUCAUCCCUCGUCAGAUCACACGAUCCUCAUCUUCAGAAACAUUAUCCCUCUUGUGCUGAUGGCUCCGCUGCUGCUGCUGCUACUGGCACUUCUUCACGGUGGGAAACUCAGAGGCAAACAACAAAACCUCAGGUCCACGCAGAAUACAAUACAAGAGGCUGAAUGA
This is a messenger RNA of Epinephelus lanceolatus (giant grouper), 814 nucleotides long. Its product is annotated as Fc receptor-like protein 5. Gene Ontology annotation, biological process: immune response; cell surface receptor signaling pathway. Gene Ontology annotation, molecular function: transmembrane signaling receptor activity. Gene Ontology annotation, cellular component: external side of plasma membrane. Lineage: Eukaryota; Metazoa; Chordata; Actinopteri; Perciformes; Serranidae. The record is from RefSeq and is a predicted model, not a curated record.